AAACCAUUCACUGUUUGCUGUCUUUUUUUAUAAUUUAUAAUUUAUCCUGUAUUCGGGUAUAUUUAAUUAGAUAAUAAAUAAAUGGAUUAUUCACUCGCACAGCAACUGCCCAUCGACAUACUGCACCGAGUUACUCAAGAACUGGGCAACUCGGCAUUGGAACAAGGUCAAGAACCCAUUGAUGCCUGGGCACUACUUGGUACAUGCAGGUUAUGGCGGAUGGCUGCGUUGCCGGUUUACAGCCGUUGUAUGACUGUGUGCACACCUGGGGACAGAGGCCACAGCUAUCGAGUCAGAAGGGGGCUGUCAUCUGCCAAAGUAGCGGUAUUGGGUUGGCUGCCAUUUGUUAGGCAGGUCGUCGCAUUUGUUUCGUUGCAGGAGUAUUUGACCGGUGGCUUUCAAUUGGCACUAGCCAAGUUAGGCAACUCGACAUCCAGCAUCUCUGGAGCAUCUCAAUUGGGUGACAUUUACCCAUUUGCCAAUGAUGUCCUACUGCGCGGCUCGCGGGCAACUUUGCGCAAGUUGGUUCUCGCUGUUGACACAUCUGUUGCCGGCUGGAUUCUCGCUAAAGAAUUUGACGCAAGCACUGUGACUCGCAGUACACAAGACGUGCACAACAGACUGCUACAUGCAGCAUUCAAGGCGCCGCAGUUGGCCCAAGUGCGCAUUCAGUACCCAAAUUUUAGUAUAGCCAAGUACACGCCCGCACACAUGUCCUGA
Kickxella alabastrina is the source of this 720-nucleotide messenger RNA. RefSeq lists its product as uncharacterized. NCBI's taxonomy places the organism in Eukaryota, Fungi, Kickxellomycota, Kickxellomycetes, Kickxellales, Kickxellaceae. The coding region runs from base 82 to 720 and encodes 212 amino acids. The transcript is spliced from 3 exons. The record is from RefSeq and is a predicted model, not a curated record.